UCUCUCUCUCUCUCUCUCUCUCUCUCUCUCUCUGUCGUCGUGCCGGCCUCAAUCUCUCUGCGACCGGUUCAAAUCGUUGAAGAGAGCUUCGACAGCACUGUCGCGCACUAACCCAGUCUUCGCCUCCGUCUCCGUCCUCGGCAUUUCGCAUUCCGCGAGAUGAGCGUGUGCUGAAGGGAAGGCGUCCGGGCGAUCACGGAAGCGAUGGCCACGAGCUUCGGUUCGAGGGCGCCCCACAAUCAGAGGGCGAGCAACGGCGCUCAUGGCUCUUCUUCUUCGUCGGCGUCGGCGCCGGCGGCGAGAAGUAACGGCAAUGCAAGCCAGGGACAGAGCAAUCGCCCCAAGGCACCGGGCUCCAGGCGCUCCGUCACCCCUAACUCCCGAGCGCACACCAAUGCCGGCGCCGACGGAGAUUCAGGCAGGGUUAGAGUCGCUGUCAGACUUAGACCAAGAAACUCAGAGGAUCUACUCUUGGACGCUGACUAUGCUGAUUGCGUCGAAUUGCAGCCUGAGAUGAAGCGGUUAAAGUUGAGAAAAAACAAUUGGAAUUCUGAAUCAUAUAGAUUUGAUGAAGUCUUCACGGAUACUGCCUCCCAAAGACGUGUUUAUGAAGUGGUAGCAAAACCUGUUGUUGAGAGUGUUUUGAGUGGCUACAACGGGACUAUCAUGGCUUAUGGUCAAACUGGCACUGGCAAGACGUACACAGUUGGGCGACUAGGCAAAGAUGAUGCAUCAGAGCGUGGUAUAGUGGUUAGAGCUUUAGAGGACAUCAUUUCUAAUAUUUCUCAUGCUUCCGGUAGCGUGGAAGUAUCCUAUCUGCAGUUAUAUAUGGAAUCCAUACAAGAUUUGCUUUCCCCAGAAAAGAUUAACAUUCCCAUUACCGAGGACCCCAAAACUGGGGAAUUGGCACUGCCUGGAGCCACAGUAGUUAAUGUUCAUGGUGUCGAUCAUUUUCAAGAGUUGUUGCAAGUUGGUGAGGCAAAUCGUCAUGCAGCUAAUACAAAGCUAAAUACUGAAUCUUCACGCAGUCAUUCGAUUCUCAUGGUCAAUGUUCGAAGAUAUGUUGAUGGUCAAGAUAAAGAUGAGACCAAUCUCCAGGACAGGGAUCAGACUAAUUUACCUCGUAGCAAGCCCAUUCCUAUAGUUCGCAAAAGCAAAUUGCUAAUCGUGGAUCUUGCUGGAUCAGAAAGACUAGAUAAAUCUGGCAGUGAGGGCCAUUUGCUUGAAGAGGCUAAGUUUAUUAAUCUUUCUCUCACUUCUCUCGGCAAAUGCAUAAAUGCCUUGGCUGAGAACAGUGCACAUAUACCUUUCAGGGACUCUAAGCUGACAAGAUUGCUUCGUGAUUCAUUUGGAGGUUCAGCAAGGACCUCGCUUAUCAUAACAAUUGGGCCAUCUGCACGACAUUAUGCUGAGACCACUAGCACGAUUAUGUUUGGGCAGCGGGCAAUGAAAAUUGUUAAUAUGAUGAAACUCAAAGAAGAAUUUGAUUAUGAAAGUUUAAGCCGUAAGUUGGAGAGUCAGGUAGACCACCUUACUGCAGAAGUGGAGAGGCUCGAAAAGUUGAGAGAGAAUGAUAAGGGCAAACUGGAGAGACAGCUUAAGGAGUGUGAAGACUCUUUUUCCAGGGCAGAAAAAAGUCUAAUGAAAAGGUCCGAGUUCUUAGAAAAGGAAAAUGAUCGUCUGGAGUCAGAGAUGAAAGACAUUUUAUUUGAAUUAAACCGCCAAAAAGAUGAGAACGGUCUGAUGCAUAACAAGAUUUCAGAGCACCAAGCAAAUAUAAAUUACAUCCAGGAGCAGCAGCGUCUAGAAGCAUCUACUUAUCAGAGCAUACUAGCAGAUACCACACAGAUGUAUGAGAAGAAAAUAGCAGAGUUGAUUAGGCAAUCAGAAGAGGACCGUUCCUGUGCCAUGAAUGCCGAGGAACAAUUAGACCGUAUGAAGGAGCUUUUGAGUGAUCAUCAGACAACUAUUCAGCAACAUGAGAUGGAACAUUGUUCUUAUCAGAAGACACUUGAUGAAACUACUCAGAUGUAUGAGAAGAAAAUUGCUGACCUAAUGAAGCAAUUAGAGGACAAACAUGGCCGUUUUGAAGCCGUUGAAGAGCAACUCAAUUUGGCGAAGAAGCUUUUAAGUGAUUCUCAGAGCUCCAUGCAGGGGCAAAAAGAGAUCAACGAACUCAACAUGAAGUUAGAAGAGAUGCACAAGCUUCAUGAGGAAGGUGCAGAUGAACUUCAAUUCAGAAAAGCGGGAUACGAAGCUCUUUUACAUGAGAAGGUAAAGUUAACGGAAGACCUUCAUACGAUGAGGGAAAGACUUCUACAAGAAGAAAAGCAGAGGAAGAAUAUUGAGGAUGAGCUAAUUAAGGUAAAGAAGCUUGUAGCUGAUAACGAGAAAGAUCAAAAGGAGAAGCAACUAGACAUGAAAGAAAAUGUUGGUAAAGGGUCUUCACCAAAUUGUUCUAUGGGGGUUCUCCAUAAAUCAAACCCAUUUAAGGAGACACAAUCAAGUCAGAGGACCACGAUUGCGAAAAUAUGUGAAGAAGUUGGUAUGGAAAAAAUAUUAGCAUUAUUAGCAUCUGAAGAUAUCGAUGUCCAAAUUCAUGCCGUGAAAGUGGUGGCUAAUCUUGCUGCUGAAGACAUUCAUCAAGAAAAAAUUGUGGAAGAAGGAGGCUUGGAUGCACUGCUUAUGUUGUUGCAGUCAUCACGAAAUGCAACUGUGCUUAGAGUGGCCUCUGGUGCCAUUGCCAAUUUGGCAAUGAACGAGUUGAACCAAGGCUUGAUAAUGAGCAAAGGAGGCGCUCGGUUACUUGCAAAUGUAGCAUCUACAACAGACGAUCCGCAGACUCAAAGAAUGGUGGCUGGUGCAAUUGCUAACUUAUGUGGAAAUGAAAAAUUGCAUGUGAUGUUGAAGGAAGAUGGAGGCCUGGAAGCACUUCUGGGAAUGGUUAGAUCAGGGAUUAAUGAUGUCACGGCACAGAUUGCUAGAGGAUUCGCUAAUUUUGCCAAAUGUGAAUCCCGAGCGGUUAUUCAAGGACAUCGGAAAGGCCGUUCACUUCUCAUGGAAGAUGGUGCCCUUGAGUGGUUGCUUGCAAACUCCGACUGCGCUUCUACUUCAAUCAAGCGCCAUAUCGAGCUCGCUCUGUGCCACUUGGCGCAAAACAAGGAUAAUUGGAGGGAUUUCAUGUCCAGUGGGGCAGUGAAACGAAUACAAAGAAUUUCAGUUGAAUCCAGUAGAGAAGACAUCCGGAACCUAGCGAAGAAAACUUUGAAGCUCUUCCCUACGCAUCAAACCGACCUGUACCCUACCCAUCAAACCGACUUGUACUGAGAGUAGCCACUUCCCAAAUAUAUUACAGUGCGUAUACUGUAUAUUGAGAUGUACCUCCUGUUUAUGUUCUUAGUAGAAUUGUAUUAAACUAGAAACCUCUUUCUCAUUAUAUUGACAAUGCAUUUUCAUAAGCUAA
This is a messenger RNA of Syzygium oleosum, 3463 nucleotides long. RefSeq names its product kinesin-like protein KIN-UC. The record is from RefSeq and is a predicted model, not a curated record. Gene Ontology annotation, molecular function: ATP binding; microtubule binding; microtubule motor activity. Lineage: Eukaryota; Viridiplantae; Streptophyta; Magnoliopsida; Myrtales; Myrtaceae. Bases 205 to 3327 code for a protein of 1040 amino acids. Gene Ontology annotation, biological process: microtubule-based movement. The transcript has 21 exons.